Messenger RNA from Dendrobium catenatum, 1239 nucleotides. RefSeq names its product gibberellin 2-beta-dioxygenase 6. NCBI's taxonomy places the organism in Eukaryota, Viridiplantae, Streptophyta, Magnoliopsida, Asparagales, Orchidaceae. Bases 157 to 1128 code for a protein of 323 amino acids. Gene Ontology annotation, molecular function: dioxygenase activity. The record is from RefSeq and is a predicted model, not a curated record. The transcript is spliced from 3 exons.
CUCAAUCCUUCCCGACGAUCGGCUCUGCCCUUAAUUUCCCCAAAAAAAAAAAUCCCUUCCCGACAACGUCGCGUGCGACAAAACCACCACACUCGAUCUCCAGCCUCUACUCAUACGUCUCCUACCAUUUUCAACUCUUCAUAACUAAAUUCCGAUAUGUCCGCCGCAGCCGCCGCCGACGCCGUUGAUCAAUCUUACCCUCCCUUCCUCUCCGGCGCUGCCAUGCCUCCUCCUCCACCGCCAGGCCAUGAACCGCUCCAUGUUCCUCUGAUUGACUUGGAAAAUCUCGAACACAAACGGCUCGGCGACGUUUGCCGAUCACUUGGCCUCUUCCGGCUCGUAAACCAUGGCCUGCCGCGCGAGCUCUCGGACCGGGUUCAGGCUGAGACGCGGCGGAUUCUGGAGAUGCCGUUUGAGCAAAAGCGAGCGGAGAUGUCUGAACCGGACGGCGGCGGGCCGGUGGUUUAUUUUUGGGGCACGCCUGCCGUGAGCUUGAGUCUUCGGAGCGUCAACUGGGUCGAGGGGCUCCACGUAUCGCUAGCCGGAAUCCGCUCCGGGGACGGACUGGACUGCUCUGCUUCCCUCCGGUCUCUAAUGGAAGAUUACGGGAAACAUAUGGUGCGCAUUGUGAGAACCCUAUUCGAAUCAAUGGCGCUGGAUCUCAAACUGGAUCCCAAUCUUUUAGAUUCGUGCAUGGAUCCAUCUAACGGCAUCUUUCGAAUGUACCGUUACCCUUGCUUACCCAAGGCUCAAAGCUGCUUAGGAAUGGGAGCUCAUACAGAUAGCUCAGUCUUGACUGUGGUAGACCAGGAUGAUGUUGGUGGCUUGGAGAUCCUCCAUGAUGGUUCAUGGUUCCAUAUAAUGCCAGUUGCUAACACUCUCAUCGUCAACACUGGUGAUAUGUUGCAGGCAAUCAGCAACGACGAAUAUAAAAGUGUGGAACAUAGAGUGCUAGCUAAUGGAACCAAGGAGAGGAUGUCUUUGUGCUUCUUUGUUUUUCCUAAGGAGGAUUUCAAGAUCAGGAGCUCGAGUUACAGAGAGUUCACUUACAGUGAGUUCAAGGCUCAGGUGCAGGAAGACAUUAAGGAAACUGGCGAUAAAGUUGGGUUGAAGAAAUUCAGGCUGUAAUGGAUGAAAAAAUCUCUGGAUUUUGAAUGAUUAAAGGCUUACAUUUGUUUUCAUUUGGUUAGUCAUCUUUAUUUUUGUGUUGCACUAAUUUGAGAUUAUGAUUUGGUAUGU